CGUACACAUUUUUUUUACAUGGGUGUUUAUUAAGAAAUGGAAGAUUCCAUAUGGCUUAGUGAAGAAGCCAGGUGUGGCCUCUCCUCGGUACUACGUUCUAGGCCACCUGCUCAGGUGUGGGCUGCUUCCUCGUGCUGCUGGGUGCUCUCUCUCUGCAGGUGCGAGCCAGGUCGCGUCUGAUAGAUGGAUGCCCGCUGUCACUCGGUGCCCGGCACUGCCCGGUGACUGUGUCCCCUCGGCCUGAGGUUUAGAGAGAUUUACUUUUGGCCCAGGGAGUGGACCUGCCAGGAGUUGACUCCAGGUCAUCUUGAACGUCCCAAAUACCUCCCGUUACCUGAUGCUGCUGACGAAGUCAGGAUGGCGUUAAACUCAGGAUUACCACCAGGUGUUGGGCCUUACUACGAAAACCAUGGGUACCAGCCCGAAAACCUGUACCCGCCGCGGCCCUCUGUGGACCCCAGUGCCUACGUGGUGUAUCCAGCUCCCUACUACCCGCCCACGGUGCCCCAGUACGCCCCCAGGGUUCUGACGAACACCUCGACACCUGCCGUCCGCACGCAGCCCAAGUCCCCAUCGAGGACACUGUGCACCUCAAAGACGAAGAAAGUGCUGUGCAUCACCGUGGCCCUGGUGGCCGUGCUCGCCGGGGCAGUGGCGGCCGCUCUCCUGCUCUGGAAGUUCACGGAGAACAGGUGCACGGUGUCGGGGAUGGAGUGUGGCUCCUCGGGGACCUGUGUCAGCGCCUCUCUCUGGUGUGACGGGAUCCUGCACUGUCCCAGCGGGGAGGACGAGAACCAGUGCGUGCGUCUCUACGGACCCAACUUCAUCCUGCAGGUGUACUCGUCCCAGAGGAAGUCCUGGCACCCUGUGUGCCGAGACGACUGGAGCGAGAGCUACGGGAGGGCAGCGUGCCAGGACAUGGGCUACAGGAAUAGUUUUUAUUCCAGCCAAGGAAUAGUGGAUGACAGCGGGGCCACCAGCUUCCUGAAGCUGAACAUCAGUGCCGGCAACACCGACCUCUAUAAAAAGCUCUACCACAGUGAUGUCUGUUCUUCAAAAACAGUGGUUUCUUUACGCUGUAUAGAGUGCGGGGUCAACUCGAAGAUGGGCCGCCAGAGUCGGAUCGUGGGCGGAUCGAGUGCUGCCCCGGGGGACUGGCCCUGGCAGGUCAGCCUGCACGUCCAAGGCGUCCACGUCUGUGGCGGCUCCAUUAUCACCCCCGAGUGGAUCGUGACGGCCGCUCACUGCGUGGAAGAGCCUCUGAACAAUCCCCGGUACUGGAUGGCCUUUGCAGGAAUCUUGAGACAAUCCGCCAUGUUCUACGGAAACGCGUACCGAGUGGGCAAGGUGAUUUCUCAUCCGCACUAUGAUUCCAAGACCAAGAACAAUGACAUCGCUCUUAUGAAGCUGCAGACGCCGCUGACUUUUAACGACAAAGUGAAACCGGUGUGUCUGCCCAACCCAGGCCUGAUGCUGGAGCCGAGACAGGCCUGCUGGAUCUCCGGGUGGGGGGCCACCUACGAGAAAGGGAAAACGUCGGACAUGCUGAACGCCGCGAUGGUGCCCCUCAUCGAGCCCGGGCAGUGUAACGGCAGAUACGUCUACAACAACCUGGUCACGCCCACCAUGGUCUGCGCCGGGUACCUGCGGGGCAGCGUGGAUUCCUGCCAGGGCGACAGUGGCGGCCCUCUGGUCACGUUGAAGAACAGCAUCUGGUGGCUGAUUGGGGACACGAGCUGGGGGUCCGGCUGCGCCAAGGCGAACAGGCCAGGAGUGUACGGAAACGUGACGAUGUUUACAGACUGGAUCUAUCGACAAAUGAAGGCCAACAGCUGAUCCACCCGGCCUCGUCCCCAACACCGUCAACAAGAAAACGGAGGGGCUGGUUUUUCAUCCCCCGUGCCUGGUGUAUUUUAGAGAUGAUCCAGAGGUCCUUUCGUUUGAUUAAAUCAUGAACGUGUCUGUC
Molecule: messenger RNA, 1966 nt
Organism: Myotis brandtii (Brandt's bat)
Lineage: Eukaryota; Metazoa; Chordata; Mammalia; Chiroptera; Vespertilionidae
Gene: TMPRSS2
Product: transmembrane protease, serine 2
Exons: 14
Coding region: 358-1836 (492 amino acids)
Biological process (GO): protein autoprocessing
Cellular component (GO): membrane
Molecular function (GO): serine-type endopeptidase activity; protein binding
Source: RefSeq, a predicted model, not a curated record